Molecule: messenger RNA, 1098 nt
Organism: Aspergillus puulaauensis
Lineage: Eukaryota; Fungi; Ascomycota; Eurotiomycetes; Eurotiales; Aspergillaceae
Product: MBL fold metallo-hydrolase
Exons: 3
Coding region: 1-1098 (365 amino acids)
Source: RefSeq, a predicted model, not a curated record
AUGCCAGACUUUCCAUCCCACACUAUCCCGCCUGGGGCUACAGCCAGGGUAUGUCUAAUUGACACAACCACUACUAUCGACAAUGUUCCCUUUGCUCGCCUGCUGGAGCCCCCCAUUGAGGGCGUUAAUAAGAUUCCUAUUCUACGCACCUAUUCCUUUUUCGUGGAAAACUCUCGCGGACGUAAAGUACUGUUUGACCUGGGUGCUCGAAAGGACCUCAAAAACCUGGCACCGUCAGUCCGCAGUAUGCUGGAUACCGUUGACUGGGUAGUGAAGGUAGAGAAGAAUGUGCUCGACAUCUUACAGGAGAACGGAUAUGAGGGUAAAGAAUUCGAGGCCAUAAUUUGGAGCCACCAUCAUUGGGACCAUAUCGGGAAUGUGGCCCCCUUCCCAAAUAGUGUCAACCUGGUUGUUGGGCCCGGGUUUACAAAAGCAUACCUACCUGGGCCGUCCACCCUCGAUGAUUGCCCGGUUGAUUCCCCCAUUCCGAUGUCAGAUUACAUGGGAAGGGAAAUGGUUGAAGUUGAUUUCAAUGGGCCUCGCUCGCUGAAAAUCGGGCGCAUGAGGGCUCAUGAUUACUUUGGCGAUGGGUCGUUCUAUCUUCUUGAUACUCCAGGACAUUCGAUCGGCCACUUAUCCGCCGUUGUGCGCACCUCAACCAGUCCGGAUACGUUUGUCAUUCUGGGCGCCGAUGCUAUCCAUGAAACCGGCGAACUGCGUCCCUCUCAAUACCUCCCAAUCCCCGAAACACUCCAUCUUGCCCAUUUUUCGAACCCGCAGCAGAAUAUCUUCUGUCCUGGAGACGCGGUCCAUGAAUUACAAGCGUCAAGAGGCCGGAAACCCACAGACGCAUUAUUCAACCCAACAGCAGGAUAUAACAUGCCCGAUGUACACAACACCAUUCGAAUGCUCCAGGAGUUCGAUUGGAAUGAGAAUUUCUUCUUCAUCUACGCCCACGAUGGAUCCAUCAAAGGAGUCGUGGAUGAGUUUCCAAUGCCCCUUAAUGAUUGGAAAGAAAAAGACUGGGGACGCCUGACGAAAUGGAGGUUUCUGGGACACUACGUGCCCUGUUUGAGAUCAAUUGCUGCGAGCCCCUAA